Molecule: messenger RNA, 812 nt
Organism: Tyto alba (common barn owl)
Lineage: Eukaryota; Metazoa; Chordata; Aves; Strigiformes; Tytonidae
Gene: MMP7
Product: matrix metallopeptidase 7
Exons: 6
Coding region: 1-792 (263 amino acids)
Biological process (GO): extracellular matrix organization; proteolysis; collagen catabolic process
Cellular component (GO): extracellular matrix
Molecular function (GO): zinc ion binding; metalloendopeptidase activity
Source: RefSeq, a predicted model, not a curated record
AUGCAAUACCUCAUACUUUGCGCUGCCAUCCUCCUACCUGAGAAUCUUGCUUUUCCAGCACAACUUCAACAAGAAUCACAGAGUAACACAGCCUUUGAGAAUGUAAAGGCAUAUCUUGAUAAAUUCUAUCCAGUUUCUGCACAACCAAAAAGCCUAAGCUUAGAAGACAGAAUUAAAGAAAUGCAGAGGUUCUUCCACCUGACUAUAACUGGAAAAUUAGAUGCAGAAACAGAAGAAAUUAUGAAACAGCCCAGAUGCGGAGUCCCUGAUAUAGCAGGUUACAACACAUUUCCUGGAAAUCCAAGAUGGAAAAAGACACAUUUGACUUACAAGAUUGUCAAUUAUACACCUGAUCUGCCCCAAAAGAAAGUGGAUGAUGCAAUUAGAAGGGCUUUUAUGGUAUGGAGUGAUGUGACUCCACUGAAGUUCCAAAGAGUAUUCAAUAGACAUGCAGACAUUGUGAUUGCAUUCGCACGUCGUGAGCAUGGUGAUGGAUAUCCUUUUGAUGGAAGAGGUAAUACUCUAGCUCAUGCAUUUGCACCUGGAGAAGGACUUGGUGGAGAUGCUCAUUUUGAUGAUGAUGAAAGGUGGUCAGAGUACAACAAAGAAGUUAAUUUGUUCCUUGUUGCUGCUCAUGAAUUUGGCCAUUCUUUGGGACUUGCUCAUUCAAAUGUCCGUCAUGCUCUGAUGUAUCCUAUCUACAAAUAUGUGAACCCAGCAAGCUUCAGACUUUCAGAGGAUGAUAAGCGAGGAAUUCAGAAGUUAUACGGGAGAAAGUCAUCAAACUCUUGAAGAAAGUCCUUCAAAUAGAC